Messenger RNA from Trypanosoma rangeli, 1179 nucleotides. RefSeq names its product putative protein kinase. Gene Ontology annotation, biological process: protein phosphorylation; intracellular signal transduction. Lineage: Eukaryota; Euglenozoa; Kinetoplastea; Trypanosomatida; Trypanosomatidae. Gene Ontology annotation, cellular component: nucleus; cytoplasm. The record is from RefSeq and is a predicted model, not a curated record. Gene Ontology annotation, molecular function: protein serine/threonine kinase activity; ATP binding. The transcript has a single exon. Bases 1 to 1179 code for a protein of 392 amino acids.
AUGAAUCGGUAUACAAUUUUAGGUCAGCUGGGCGACGGCUCUUUUGGAGUGGUGAGCAAAGCUCAGCACUCCAUUAACGGGGAAAUAGUGGCGGUAAAAAAGAUGAAGCAACGAUUUUCUAGUUGGGAGGACUGCCUGCAGCUUCGUGAAGUUCAAUCGCUUAGGAAGUUGCAGCACCCAAAUAUUGUGAAGCUCAAGGAGGUGGUGCGGGAAAAUGCAGAGUUGUUUUUGAUAUUUGAGUACAUGGAAAUGAAUUUGUUCAAUAUUCAGCGAAUGCGAACAGAACAGAUGAGUGGGACACAAGGUUGCUUUAAUGACCGUGAAAUUCGUAGUAUCAUGUGCCAGACCCUACUAGCUGUGCAGGCAAUUCACAAGGGUGGUUUUAUGCACCGUGAUUUAAAGCCAGAGAACUUGCUGACAAGGGGGGAUAUUGUGAAGGUGGCUGAUUUUGGCUUAGCGAAAGAGAUUCGCUCUCGGCCGCCCUUUACGGAAUACGUCUCAACCCGUUGGUACAGGGCGCCUGAGAUUAUCCUGCGUUCUACUCAUUAUAAUUCCCCAAUAGACAUAUGGGCGUGUGGUGUGAUUUUUGCGGAGUUGUAUCUUAAUCGUCCCCUCUUUCCAGGGUUAUCGGACAGUGACCAACUGUUCAAGAUAUGCUCAGUGUUAGGGGCACCAGUCCCAUCAGAGUGGGAUGAGGGAUAUCAAUUAUCACGGCGUCUAAAUAUGCGUUUUCCCACUGUUGCACCUACACCGCUGCGACAAAUCCUUCCGAACACUCCAUCAGCUGCCAUUGACUUGAUGGAGCAAAUGUUGCGGUUUAAUCCAAGUGAUCGUCCCACAGCCACGCAAUGCUUGAAGCAUGCCUAUUUCACAGGGGCCACCAACGUUUCGGGAGCAGGGGGGACAACAACAGCCUUGUAUGCGGGCAUCAGCACAGGGCAACCACAUAACCCGUUUCAGCUUUUCUCAACGCAAGCUUCAGCGCCCAAUGGACCAUCUCACGGGAGUGUGGGUCUUAGGACUAAUGGGGGAAGCUCACCUCCUGCAUUAUGUUCUACCUCGAGGCUUCUUUCCCCUGACUCAAGCAUACCUGGACUUCAUCCGUAUGUCAAUGUCGUGCGCUCUGCUCCACAGAGAGUUUCUAAGGCAACCACUAACGAUGAUGAAUUCAACUUUUAG